AUGGCCAAGACCACCCACUAUGCAGCAGCCUCCCAGGAAGACCCUCCUGCCAAACCGGUAUCCAACGGGACCUCGGCCUCCACCCGUCAGCCUCCCGAGGACUCCAUGCAGCUGAAGAAGGAGAUCUCCCUGUUGAACGGCGUCUGCUUGAUCGUGGGCAACAUGAUCGGCUCAGGCAUCUUCGUCUCGCCCAAGGGCGUCCUGAUGUACAGCAGCUCCUACGGCCUCUCCCUUGUCGUCUGGGCCGUGGGGGGCCUCUUCUCCGUCUUUGGGGCCCUCUGCUACGCUGAGCUGGGCACCACCAUCAAGAAGUCGGGGGCCAGCUACGCCUACAUCUUGGAGGCCUUCGGGGAGCUGCCGGCCUUCAUCCGUCUCUGGACCUCCCUCCUCAUCAUUGAGCCCACCAGCCAGGCGGUCAUCGCCAUCACCUUUGCCAACUACCUGGUGCAGCCCGUCUUCCCGUCCUGCGAGGCGCCGUACCUGGCCGCCCGCCUUUUGGCUGCGGUCUGUAUCUGCUUACUCACUUUUGUGAACUGCGCUUACGUGAAGUGGGGUACCCGUGUGCAGGAUCUGUCCACCUACGCCAAAGUGCUGGCUCUCAUUGCCGUCAUCAUCGCUGGCAUCGUUUGCAUCGGACAAGGACGUUCCGAGAACUUUGCUGACUCUUUCGAAGGGUCCUCUUGGGAAGUGGGGAACAUCGCUCUGGCACUGUACUCCGCUCUCUUCUCCUACUCUGGAUGGGACACCCUCAAUUUUGUCACCGAAGAAAUUAAGAACCCUGAAAGGAACCUGCCCCUCUCCAUCGGGAUCUCCAUGCCCAUCGUCACAGUGAUCUACAUCAUGACCAACGUGGCAUAUUACUCUGUGCUGAGCAAAACAGACAUCCUGAACAGCGAAGCUGUGGCCGUAACCUUUGCUGACCAAGUGUUUGGAGUGAUGAACUGGACUAUCCCGUUGGCCGUAGCGCUGUCCUGCUUUGGAGGCCUCAAUGCGUCCAUUCUAGCAGCUUCCAGGCUGUUUUUUGUCGGUUCCCGCGAGGGGCACCUGCCCGACUCCAUCUGCAUGAUCCACAUCCAGCGGUUCACGCCUGUCCCAGCCUUACUCUUUAAUGGAGCCAUGGCGCUGGUCUACCUCUGCGUGGAGGACAUCUUCCAGCUGAUCAACUACUACAGUUUCAGCUACUGGUUCUUUGUGGGUCUCUCGAUCGCCGGGCAGCUCUACUUGCGCUGGAAGGAGCCCUUGAAGGAACGGCCCCUCAAGCUCAGCAUCGUCUUCCCAGUGGUCUUCUGCCUCUGCACCAUCUUCUUGGUCGCCGUCCCCCUCUACACCGACCCCAUCAAUUCUGCCAUUGGCAUCGCCAUAGCUGCUUCCGGGCUGCCCGUCUACUUCCUGAUGGUGCGGGUCCCUGAGCAGAAGAAACCGGAGUGCCUCCGGCGGGCCGUCGCCUCCAUGACACGGCUGAUCCAGAUCCUGUCUUUGUCCGUGCUAACGGAGAUGGAUCCUGACACGGAAGCCAAGUCUCAGUGA
Molecule: messenger RNA, 1527 nt
Organism: Euleptes europaea (tarantolino)
Lineage: Eukaryota; Metazoa; Chordata; Lepidosauria; Squamata; Sphaerodactylidae
Gene: SLC7A7
Product: solute carrier family 7 member 7
Exons: 9
Coding region: 1-1527 (508 amino acids)
Biological process (GO): amino acid transmembrane transport
Cellular component (GO): membrane
Molecular function (GO): L-amino acid transmembrane transporter activity; basic amino acid transmembrane transporter activity
Source: RefSeq, a predicted model, not a curated record